Molecule: messenger RNA, 1095 nt
Organism: Aspergillus niger
Lineage: Eukaryota; Fungi; Ascomycota; Eurotiomycetes; Eurotiales; Aspergillaceae
Exons: 3
Coding region: 1-1095 (364 amino acids)
Biological process (GO): protein polyubiquitination; protein monoubiquitination
Molecular function (GO): ubiquitin protein ligase activity
Source: RefSeq, a predicted model, not a curated record
AUGUCCGAUGAUGUCGACCUGCAACAGGAAAUCCUCCAGCGGACUCUGCAAGAGGUAGCGCACGAUGAAGGCGAGCACGACGCUAACCCGUGCGUGAUCUGUCUCGAACCCAUCUCCGAAGCCGCCAUCGCGGUGCCAUGUCGCCAUGCGAACUUUGACUUUCUAUGUUUGCUGAGCUGGCUGGAACAGCGUCGCAACUGUCCGCUGUGCAAGAGUGAAAUCACAUCAGUGAAAUACAACCUCGAGGACAUCAACGGCCCCAAGAUCUACCAACUCCCAGCAAGCACAAGCGACACCACAAGCACCUCCUCAACCUCACACCUACCAACACCCUCACAUCAUCGCCCACCCCGCAGACCCCGCCGUCCGCGCAGCCCCCGUCCCCAACAACAACAACAGUCCACCGACCCGCUCCGCCGCCGCCAACACAUCUACCGACACCAACUCUAUUCCCUCCGUGUCGGCUCCAACCGUCUUUCACAAUACCGCGAACUGACUCCGGAGCGCUUUAAUCGCGAAGAAGACCUCGUCUCCCGAGCCCGGAAAUGGAUCCGCCGGGAGCUGCAAGUAUUCGAGUUUCUCAACCCAGAAUCAGAGGACCGACAAGGCGGAGGGGUUGCGCGCCCCGGUCAGCAGAGACUCGAAAACCGGCGCGGCAAUAACGCAGAGUUUCUACUCGAGUAUAUCAUUGCUAUUCUACGAACUGUGGAUAUUAAGGGUAGUGCUGGGCAGGCGGAGGAGCUGUUACGCGAUUUUCUGGGCAGGGAGAAUGCCCGGUUGUUUCUGCAUGAGUUGCAGGCUUGGUUGAGGAGUCCUUAUAUCUCUCUUGAGGACUGGGAUCGGAAUGUCCAGUAUGAGGAUACCGUGGGUAGUGGUGGUAAUGCUCAUCCUUCGCGGCGGGAGCGCGAGGAGAGUAGAACUGCUACGCCAGUAUAUAGAGAUAAUAGGGGACCUCGGUUUCCUAAUUCUUCUGGGCGGGUGAAUAAGCCGCCGUAUCAUCGGAGAGGGGGCAGGUCGUCUCGGGAUGCUGUGGCUCAGGCGAGACGGGUACAAUAUGCCCGGGAUCGUUCAAGUGAUAUGGUAUCUCAAGUAUGA